UGAAAGAGAGAAGAAGAGGGGAUGAGGAGGGAAGGGAUGUGAGGAGGAUGAGAGUGGGGAUCAGAACAGCAACCAAUGGAGGAGCAGAGUCCCGCUCCCGCCCAUUUCCAGAGACACCAAUCUCAGACCUGUGUUUGCCUCGCCAAACUCCGCCCAGAUCCUCACCACCUCACUGGAGGCCUUUUCUCUCCACUGCGACCGCACACCCAGAGAAAACGCCAUAUACUGUUUGGCCUUGGCCAGGAUUACUUCCACGUGCAACUGUCAGACGACAAGCAGGUGAGGCACUUCCUGGAGCUGAGCUAUGCUGGUGCCAUCCUUCGGGACAGCUGGGUCCUGACAGACGUUGGCAUCACCCCUAGCAGUGCCAUCUGCUGCCUGCUGAAGCGGGAGCCGGUGGUGCGUGUGUUCAGUGCCGUGACGGGGGAGACCCUCUCAGUCUUGGGCACUGUGUUUCUCCUGAGUACGUCUGUGGCCAGGCUCAUGACCCUGGUGUCCCAGCAGUGUGUGCUUCCCGUCAGCUCCUUCAGACUGAGCUCUCCCACCGGCCUGCAACUCUACGACUGCAACCGGCUGCACGACUACGCCAUUGACCUGGGGGCUACUCUACGGUUAGACACCUGGGAUGGGUGGGCGGAGUUCCUCAGAGGCUGCUUCCUGGGACACAGACUGACCGUCCAACGACACCUGUCUAGGGAGAGACCUGUGAUGUUCCAGCUCCGGGUGGCACUCUACAUCGCUGCUUCUCUGGGCCACCUGGACCUGGCCGGCUGGCUGCUGGAGAGGGGGGUGCGUGUCAUUGAGCCGGUGGGGGUUCACCCUUACCGUGAGUGGUGCCACCAGACGGCCCACCCCGACAUCGCCAAGUGUCCCGCUGUCGCCUCCAUCGAGCGCGGCCAGCUCACCAUCCUCAAACUCUUUAUCGCCAGCAGCGUUCUGACCCUUGCCUGUCGGGAUCCCCAGGGUCGUGACCCCCUCAGGAUCGCCCUUCAGUACGGCCACAGGGAGUGUGUGAGUCACCUGGCCACCAAGCUGUGCUCUGUGGUGGUCCUCCCAGGUAUGGCCCUUCCCAUGCGGACAUACCUCCAGAUAAAGGGCUGGGUGAGGCUGGGGCAGAGGAGGGCAGCAUCCAGGCACUGCAUGGGCCUCAACAGGGCUCCGUUCAGGACCAGGGUGGGCGACACGGUCCUGGUGGACGGCUUCACCCUCCCCAAGAUGUCCUCCAAGCCCAGGAGGAGUGAGGCCAAGGCGGGUAUCAGGGUGAUGUCCACAGCCUCUCGACGUUUGACCCCCAUCAACUGCCCAUCUCAUGUAUCCUGCCCGCUCCGCGCCCUGGCAUCCCAGGAUAAACCUCUUCAACUACCGAAGCAACACCCUGUGGCCACGAGGGAUGAAAGAGAGAAGAAGAGGGGAUGGGAAGGGAUGUGAGGAGGAUGAGAGUGGGGAUCAGAACA
This is a messenger RNA of Oncorhynchus mykiss (rainbow trout), 1454 nucleotides long. Lineage: Eukaryota; Metazoa; Chordata; Actinopteri; Salmoniformes; Salmonidae. The record is from RefSeq and is a predicted model, not a curated record.